Molecule: messenger RNA, 2863 nt
Organism: Haplochromis burtoni (Burton's mouthbrooder)
Lineage: Eukaryota; Metazoa; Chordata; Actinopteri; Cichliformes; Cichlidae
Source: RefSeq, a predicted model, not a curated record
UGACUGAGCUGCUUGUAUGAUGUUUUAAAGGUGGAAAUUCGGGACAGGGACACCUAUGAUGGAUGUUACUACUCCCUCUACUGGUAUUGUUCCAGUGGAUACUGUGGCUACACCUCCAGAAGUCAGAGAGGCAGACUGGACAGCAGCACCAGUGCUCCACUCUAUAACAGACAAUGGUGUGAAACUGAAACCGUCACCACGCGGGUCGUCCCGAGCAACAGACCUUUUGAAAUGCGGGCAGCGAGCUGCUGCUGGAUCCCCACACGGACCUAUUACUGGGGCCAUUCUUGGUACUUGAACACUCUUGUGGAUUUGGGAGAAAGAUCCGACACUGGAAAACCAAACAGAGCACCAGAAGUUGCCAUCCUACCUUUCCUCAGAGUUCCUGAAAACUGCCCACGGACAUACAAGCUGAUGUCCUUUGAUCCUGAUGGAGACAAAGUCAGAUGCAGAUAUGGAAAUCCAGGAAGUACAGAGUGCUACGGCUGCACCCAACAUUCAGGCUUCCACUUACACCAGGACUCCUGCACGUUACAUUACCAAUACACUAAUGCUGACCCGUUAGUGAAUGCAUUUGAGUUGGUGGUGGAGGAUUUCCCACAAGGACACAUCAGUCUGAGAUACUCCGAUGGAUCCCAGUCCUCCAGGUCUCCUCUGUCCGCAAGAAGGAAACGAUCUGCCGCCAUGUAUCCAACAACUACAUACCCCCCCACUACCACAUCAUGGUGGUGGUGGACAACUACAGCUGCGCCCACUACAACUACAGCUGCUCCUACUACAACUACAGCCGCUCCUACUACAACUACAGCUGCGCCCACUACAACUACAGCUGCGCCCACUACAACUACAGCCGCUCCUACUACAACUACAGCUGCACCCACUACAACUACAGCUGCACCAUGGUGGUGGUGGGGGUCAACUACAGCUGCACCAUGGUGGUGGUGGACAACUACAGCCGCUCCUACUACAACUACAGCUGUGCCAACUACAACUACAGCCGCUCCUACUACAACUACAGCCGCCCCCACUACCACACCAUGGUGGUGGACUACGGGCAGACCGCUGCAGGCGACCUCUUCUCCCCUCAGUAAACUACCGUUGCAGUUCUCUUUCCUUGUGGAUCCACCUGCUCCUUCAUGCCAGGAGGGACUAUACUUGCCCCAGUUUGUGCACCCAACACCUGCACACGGACAGCGCAUUCAUGCAGAGGUCAACAAAGAGGUGGAGAUCAGAAUCAAAGCACAGGCUUCAUAUGCAGCAAUACAAGAUAUCCUCAUGAGCGGGCCAAUGAAUAUGACCAAGCACAGAACCACACAUAAUGAGUUUGUGCUUCGGUGGACGCCGUUCUCCAGCGAUCUGGGAGAUUAUUUCCCAGUGUGCUUUGCUGUUGAAUCGGCGACAGGGUCAGCAGUGACCAGUUUUCCAGGCAAUACCCACUCUCAUAACCACGGCACCCCGACUUCACAGUCCGGCGUCUAUCAGUCCGAGAUGAGGUGUGUCAUCUUGAAAGUUGGAACAGAGGAAAUUAAAACCAACGUGAUCUGCACUGAGUCUGAAAUGAGAGUAGAGGUGGAGAAAUCGUCCCUCCGUGGACUCCGUGAGGAUCACCUGCGUCUCAGUGAGCCCAGCAACACCCUCUGCAGCCUGGAGAGAUACUCCAACAGCACUCACAUCAUCGGCGUCAUCCCUCUCAAUGCUUGUGGCACUCAGAUCGAGGAGGACGAGGAACAUCUCAUUUUCAAGAAUGAAAUCACCACAGUGGAUGACAGCGGAGCUCUGAUCACCAGGAAACAUAACCUGGAAGUAGAGUUCUACUGUCAGUACCCCAAAAAGGGGAACGUGUCACUGGGCUUCACAGCACACAGGACGAUGGUGGAAGUGUUUGAUAAAGGCUUCGGCACGUUCACCUACCAGUUUGAGUUUUACCCCGACAACCAGUUCAGAAGCAUCAUUGAUCCCAGUUCGUACCCUCUGGAGUACGACGUAGGGCAGAAGAUUUACAUGGAGAUAGAUGCGUCCUCCAUAGUCAACGACACCGAGAUGUUUGUGGAGUCCUGCAGAGCCUCGUAUACAUCAGCUGUUCAGUAAUGAUGUGUGAAGCAGGGAAUCCCAACAGCAGGUGCUCACAGGGAUGCAUCAACUCAAACCAUCACCACCACUCCCACCGCCGAAAGAGGGACUCUGCCAUCCAGACUGCAGCGCACUUCGUUUCCCAGGGUCCUCUGCGUUUGAAGAGGUCAGCAGACACCAGCAUGAGUGCAGGGAACAACCUGAACCUGAACCUGAACCUGGUCUUCAUCGCUGGAUGUCUUCUUGCUGCUGUUGCCAUGAUCUGUGGAGCGCUCCUGUACAGGGCCAAAAUGUCAAAGGUCAAAUACCAGCGUUUGGCCUCGAGUGAAAGUUAAGACAGCAGUGUAAUCAGAAUACCAGUUCCUGCAUUACUUUUGAAUGAACCUCAUUUUGCUGUCAGAGUUUCGGUGUUUGUGUAUCUGCUCAUGUUUAAAUCAAUCAUGAAUUUAAUUCUUUAUAAUUCAGCUUCAUUUGUGUAGCGUGAACUCACAACAACAGUCACCUCAAUUAGGUUUAUAAUGUAGGGCACAGUCCCAGCUGUUACAGCUGUGUUUGUGUUUGCGAGCUUUAAGAGAAAACAGACAUAAAACAGACUUUGAAUGAUGAAUCUUUGGAUUGUUGUUCAGUCGUGCAGCUUUACAGCAGCUUUUCUUUUUAUAUGUUAGAGUGUGAUUCACAGAAAGUGUGAAUGUUGAUGUGUGCUCCUCUAUAAUCAUUUCUAUGCACAUUUGAGUAAAUUUGAGACCAACAUUAAAGCGGUUAUUAUAAACUUCAAUAAAAAUCAUUAAAGGCG